Penicillium malachiteum is the source of this 1038-nucleotide messenger RNA. Its product is annotated as palmitoyl-protein thioesterase family protein. NCBI's taxonomy places the organism in Eukaryota, Fungi, Ascomycota, Eurotiomycetes, Eurotiales, Aspergillaceae. The transcript has a single exon. Gene Ontology annotation, cellular component: lysosome. Gene Ontology annotation, molecular function: thiolester hydrolase activity; palmitoyl hydrolase activity. The record is from RefSeq and is a predicted model, not a curated record. The coding region runs from base 1 to 1038 and encodes 345 amino acids.
AUGCUGUACAUCAGAUUCCUCCCUCUACUAGCUUCCCUCACAACAACCACUCUCUCCCUCUCCAUCAAACCCGACACCCAAGCCCCCAAUGACGAAGACACUACCCAACUUCCACUGGUAAUCUGGCACGGCCUGGGCGAUAACUACGAGCGCGAUGGUCUUACAAAAGUAGCCGAGCUCGCUCAAACCGCGAACCCCGGUACAUACGUGCACAUAAUCCGACUCGCAGAUACAGGAAACAGCGACCGACAAGCCACAUUCUUCGGAAACGUUUCAGAGCAACUAGAAGUUGUCUGCGAACAACUAGCCGCCGAUCCAAUCCUCAGCACAGCACCAGGAAUCAACGCGAUGGGAUUCUCACAAGGCGGACAAUUUCUCCGCGGAUAUAUCGAGCGCUGUAAUAAGCCACCGGUACAUAACCUCGUUACAUUCGGCAGUCAACAUAACGGGAUAAGCGAGUUCCAAUCCUGUGCGCUGGGCGACUGGUUCUGCAAUGCAGCCGAGAGUUUACUACGUUCAGGGACGUGGGUGGAAUUCGUCCAGGCGCAUGUUGUACCCGCUCAGUAUUUCCGUGAUCGGAAUGAUCUAGCUCCGUAUUUGGAGCAUAGUAACUUUCUGGCGGAUAUUAAUAAUGAGCGUGCGGAGAAGAAGGUGGAGUAUAAGAAGAGGCUUUCUACGUUGAAUUUGUUCGUUAUGUAUAUGUUUGGGAAUGAUACCGUCGCUGUGCCAAAGGAAAGUGCGCAUUUUGCGGAUGUGAAUGGUACGGAUGGGACGGUUACGCCUUUGAAGGAGAGGAAGAUUUAUUUGGAGGAUUGGUUGGGCUUGAAGACCUUGGAUGACCAGGACAGGUUGGAUUUCCGGACCUUGCCUGGGGAGCAUAUGCAGAUUGAGCAGGAUGUGUUGGAGAAGACCUUCAAGGAGUUCUUCAGCCCGACGCAGAAUGAUGCUCUAGAGAAAUUUGUUUCUGGGUUGGGAGAGGAUAUUGAGUCUGGGUCUGAGUCUGUACCUGUGCGUCUAGUUGCGCAGCCAGCUUUUUGA